AUGCACCAAUCCGUCGUCAUCUCCCUCUUCGCAGCCGGGGUUGCCAACGCGGCAGGGCAGCAGCUCGUCCCUGACAGCAACUCCGGGGUUUCGCCUGCGGCAGGGCUUUUCGGCCGCCAGUUUAUUAACGAUUGUAGCAUCCGUAGCACAUGCUCCGACUGCUUUGGCGACGGUUAUGUGGUCUGCGACAAGAUAGGUUGUUUCAACCCAGAAAUACACCAACAAUGCUGUUCCAUCGCCCGGAUCUGUGUGGCGAAGGAUAACAGCUGCUGCGAAGAUUGGGGCGGACCAGGAGAAACCGGCACGUCUGGAGUUCCCAACAUCCCGAUGCAUUGGUGUUCUGGGGACUUCCCGAACUUCUUCUGUUACAACGACAAGAACCAGUUCUGCUGCACGGACGGCACCGUUUGCGACCAGGAGGGCUGUUGCGACCUGUUUGAUGCCUCUACUACCCACCCUUGGGCCUCCGGGGCGACUAGUACUCCUACUCCUGACGCUGCGCAGACGACAGCUACCACAGGCUCCAUCACCGAAGCACCAACCUCGCCGGCUAUUAGCUCCACCGACACACCGGAGUCAAGCACGACCACUUCUAGUGCAAGCCGCGUGUUCGGGCCUGGGCUCGCGAUUGGGCUGGCUGUUUUGGGUCUGACUCUACUCUAG
Messenger RNA from Chaetomium fimeti, 663 nucleotides. RefSeq lists its product as uncharacterized. The coding region runs from base 1 to 663 and encodes 220 amino acids. The transcript has 5 exons. NCBI's taxonomy places the organism in Eukaryota, Fungi, Ascomycota, Sordariomycetes, Sordariales, Chaetomiaceae. The record is from RefSeq and is a predicted model, not a curated record.